AUGGGUUUCUACACCCUCCUGACAACCCGGAAGAAGCCGGUCCUUACGAGCCCAUCGAAUUCAGUCCCCACCAGGAACGAUCAGGAGCGUAAGAGGCUGAAGAGCCGGCCGCUGGGCAUGCACAUCAGCAGCGACGAGCAGACAGCCAUGUGGCUCAACUACUUUAAACCAAACACACUUAGCGGGCCCAAGCUCAGCUGCAUGGGCCUUCCCUGCCCGCAAUUCCUCCAGUGCAUCGAUGGGUUUCCCAACGUGUGGGCCUGCUGGGAUGACGAGCUCAUGGAUCGAGAGAUGUUCCCCACUCACGCUCCGUUAAACUGCCCGAUCCGGGCAGCAGGGGAGGAAAAGUUGGUGGGGGGGGAGGAAGGGGAGUAUGACCUGUCGUGCAGUCACAGAAAGGACUACUGGUACCACAUGCCGUGGGCUCUGCAGAACUUCCAGCUGGCGGAUGUGUACAUGAACGCACGAUGGGUUCCUCUUCAACACCUCGCAUCAGUUUAUGCGAGGCGGGUGCCAUCAAAUCGGCAAGCAUCUCAUCAUCCAUUCAACAGUGUCGCAUGCUCCAGUUCCUUCAUCUCCCCGCCCUGGUCGACCCGUUCACCCCUUACUAUCCCUCCCACCCGUCAACCCCUUCCACGCCAUCAACCCCCCCACCCCUUCAACCGCUCCACCUUUUACCCCACCACGCAGUACACAUUCUCCCCAGCAGCGGCGGUGCACGAGCCGCAUGGAGCAUGGAGCAGGGCGUACGCGGUGGGUGGGAACUUCUACCACGUUCUGGUGGAAAUGCUGCCGGGCUUUGUGGUGGCGGCAAGCCUCUUCCACAAGUAUCGCAAGUACCCCAUCCUCGCCACAGGUCGUUGGAGAGCGUAUGACCGCAUGGGAGCGCCAAUCACGGGCAUUCCUCGUGCGAGCAUGAGAGCGCUCGCCACCUUCACAGGAGAAAUUUACCAUGCGGCAUGGGUGCAGCAGCCUAUGUUCCAGUUUUGUGGCACGCCCAGCAGGGCUCUCUGGCACACCAUUCGCUCGCGCCAUUUCCUCCAUUCCGAAGGGCUACCUCUCUUCAACCCCGGCUGGACCUACCGCAAUCUGCCGCCCCUCACUGACGCACAGAUGGCUCUCCUGCCUGCUGAUUGGGUGGUGGUGCUGGCAAAGCGCCCAGGCAAGAAGCCAGCUAUCAUCAACUUCGCUGAGCUGGAAUCGGCCGUCAAGAAGAUAUUUCCCGACAGGGUGGUGACGUUCAAUGGGUCCAUGGGGAUACUGGAAGCCACACGCCUGAAGUUUCCUCGUUAA
Molecule: messenger RNA, 1293 nt
Organism: Closterium sp. NIES-65
Lineage: Eukaryota; Viridiplantae; Streptophyta; Zygnematophyceae; Desmidiales; Closteriaceae
Source: the annotation of a GenBank genome assembly